This is a messenger RNA of Prosopis cineraria, 549 nucleotides long. Its product is annotated as pentatricopeptide repeat-containing protein At5g56310-like. Gene Ontology annotation, biological process: RNA modification. Bases 1 to 549 code for a protein of 182 amino acids. Gene Ontology annotation, molecular function: RNA binding; protein binding. Lineage: Eukaryota; Viridiplantae; Streptophyta; Magnoliopsida; Fabales; Fabaceae. The transcript has 2 exons. The record is from RefSeq and is a predicted model, not a curated record.
AUGCAAGUAGCUGAUGUAGUGCCUGAUAAGAUCACGUUAAUCAGUGUCCUGAAUGCGUGUGGAAAUGUUGGUGCCUUAGGAAUGGGCAAAACGAUUCAUGAGUACAUUGAGACAAACCGAAUUGGAAUAGACAUGAAGCUGGGGACAUCUCUUUUGGACAUCCAUGGGCUUGGUCAUCUUGCUUUAGAACACUUCACCAAGAUGGUAGCUGAAGGAAUUAAACCAAAUGAUGUUACCUUCAUUGGUGUAUUAAGUGCAUGUAGUCAUAUUGGGUUGGUUGAGACUGGAUGGAUGUACUUCAAAUCAAUGAAUAGUGUUUAUGGAAUUAAUCCUAAGAUUGAACAUUAUGGGUGUAUGGUUGACAUUUUAGGCCGAGCAGGGCGGCUUCAAGAGGCUAUGGAACUCAUUAGGACUAUGCCCUUUGCACCAGACGCCAUAGUUUGGAGGGCCUUUCUUGGAGCUUGUAGAAUCCACAAGAACAUUGAACUAGCAGAGGAAGCUACUGUAAAUCUUCUGCAACUGGAGCCUCAUGUAAACCUUUCAAGGUAG